AUGUUAAUCAUGAUUUAUGGGAAUCUGCCUUCUCAAACUCAGCUAGCUUAUUGGAAAUUAGCAAUUUCUCAGCAUUCAGUUGUUCCCCAAAGAUUAUUGGAUAUGAUUCAGUCCAUGCCUCAAGAUGCAUAUCCAACUGAUGAUUUUGACAGUGUGAUGAGUGCUCUUUCUCUCUUUCAUCCUGAUACAAACCCUGCUCAUAUGGUAACCAAGAUUUACAAGUCAGCUCAAGUUAGUGAUAAACAGUUAUUUCGUAUUCUUGGACAAGUAUUGUUGUCACCUACUAUUGCAGCAGCUGCUUUUUGGAGGACGGCAGGGAAGCGUUAUGUUCUUCCUUUAGGAAACCUUUCUUAUACAGAGAAUUUGAUCUAUAUGUUAAACUCAGAGGACAAUAGGUAUUACAAGCCUAAUCCUCGGCUAGCUCAAGUGUUGGACACCAUCUUCAUACUGCAUUGUGAACAUGAAAUGAAUUGCUCCACUGCUGCUGCUCGGCAUCUUGCCUCUAGUGGUGUUGAUGUGUACACUGCUAUUGGGAGAGCUACUGGAGCUCUUAAUGGUCCACUUCAUGGUGUUGAGGCUGUGCCUAAGAUGUUAUCAGAGAUUGGGAAGGUUGAAAAUAUUCCAGAGUUCAUAAAAUGCAUGAAGAACAAGAAGAGGAAGCUGUUUGGUUUUGGACACCGCAUAUAUAGAAACUACGAUCCGAGAGCAAAAAUCCUUAAGAAACUGGUAGAUGAAGUGUUCUUCAUUGUUGGAAAAGAUCCCUUGUACGAAGUAGCAGCUGCUCUAGAGAAGACGGCACUCUCUGAUGACUAUUUUGUUAAGAGAAAGCUUUACCCAAAUGUUGAUUUCUGCUCUGGAUUAGUCUAUAGGGCAAUGGGAGUCCCAUCACAUUUCACCAUAGUUUCACGUAUGGCUGGAUACUUAUCACAUUGGCGUGAGUCGUUAGAUGAUCCUGACACAAAGAUCAUGAGGCCCCAACAGGCGUAUACUGGGGUGUGGCUAAGGCAUUACGGACCAGAGAGAGAAAGAAGAGUCAAGUGA
Messenger RNA from Eruca vesicaria subsp. sativa (arugula), 1041 nucleotides. The record is from the annotation of a GenBank genome assembly. NCBI's taxonomy places the organism in Eukaryota, Viridiplantae, Streptophyta, Magnoliopsida, Brassicales, Brassicaceae.